Panicum virgatum (switchgrass) is the source of this 1726-nucleotide messenger RNA. Its product is annotated as transcription factor NIGT1-like. Gene Ontology annotation, molecular function: DNA-binding transcription factor activity; DNA binding. The record is from RefSeq and is a predicted model, not a curated record. Gene Ontology annotation, biological process: regulation of DNA-templated transcription. NCBI's taxonomy places the organism in Eukaryota, Viridiplantae, Streptophyta, Magnoliopsida, Poales, Poaceae. Bases 195 to 1433 code for a protein of 412 amino acids. The transcript is spliced from 5 exons.
ACCCUCACUGGUCACGCUCCCGCCCCCGCCCCCGCCUGCCGUGCGGGAAUAAGCGAGGGAAGAUUCGCCUCCGACGCGACGCCCCGACCCCGAUUCCAUUCCAUUCCCCACUCUGCCCUCUGUCCUCUCCUCUUCCUCCCUCCGACCCUCCCCCACGGCGAGCCGAUCGAGCCAGCACGGCGCGGGAGGCCGGGAUGGACCCGCCGCCGCGCUCGGAGCGCCGCCGCCGACGCGAGUACCUGCUCGCGCUCGAGGAGGAGCGGCGCAAGAUCCAGGUGUUCCAGCGGGAGCUGCCCCUCUGCCUCGAGCUCGUCACGCAGACUAUUGAGGGGAUGAGGAGCCAGGUGGACGGCGGCGGCGGCGGCGGCAGCGAGGAGACGGUCAGCGACCACGGCCCCGUGCUCGAGGAGCUCAUGCCGCUCAAGCCCAGCCUCUCCCUCUCCUCCGAGGAGCACGAGAGCGGCGCCGGCGCCGGGAAGGGAGAGGAGGCGGCCGAGACGCCGCCGCCGCCGGAGGCCAGGAAGCAGCAGGCGACGCCGGACUGGCUCCGCUCCGUGCAGCUCUGGAGCCAGGAGCCGGAGCAGCGGCCAUCGUCCCCGUCGUCCCCGCGCAAGGAGCCGCUGUGCAAGCCGGUGGCGCUGAGCGCCCGGAAGGCCGGCGGCGCGUUCCAGCCGUUCGAGAGGCAGAAGCGCGCCGAGGCGCCGGCCUCGUCGGCGACCACGGCGGCGGCGAGUUCGGCGGCGGCGGUCGUCGGGGACAGCAGCGACGGUGCGCCCGCCGACACGGACGCGGCGGAGAGGCGGCCGCGCAGCGACGACAAGGAGACGAGCGGAGACGCCAAGGACAAGGGGAGCGGUAAGAAGGGCAGCAAGGGCGGCGAAGAGGGCCAGUCGCAGGCGCAGGCGCCCGCCCGGAAGCCGCGCCGGUGCUGGGCGCCGGAGCUCCACCGCCGGUUCCUGCAGGCGCUUCGGCAGCUCGGCGGAUCCCACGUGGCGACGCCGAAGCAGAUCCGGGAGCUCAUGAAGGUCGACGGCCUCACCAACGACGAGGUCAAGAGCCAUCUGCAGAAGUAUCGACUGCACACGAGGCGGCCGAACGCGACGGCGACGGUCCAGAGCACCGGCAUCAGCGCCAGCGCCGCGCCGGCGCCGCCCGUGCCGCAGUUCAUCGUGGUGGGAGGCAUCUGGGUGCCGCCGCCGGAGUACGCGGCGGCGGCGGCGGCACAGCCAGCCGGCGGCGACGCGUCAGGAAUGACGACGACGACGACCGCCGGCACGGUGUACGCUCCGGUGGCGACGCUGCCGUCCGGAGUGCAGCGGGCGCCGCAGGGCCCGCCGAGGAAGUCGAGCGGGUGCUCCGACGGCCGGCGCAGCGGCGACGCCAGCUCGGGCUCGCCGGCCGUGUCGUCGUCGUCGCACACCACCUCCGCCUGAGCAUGCCUCGCCGCCACCUUCCCCUUCUGAUCGUGGCAAGUGUAGAUCGAUCGGACCUGACGGUACAUACAACAGAGAGUGAGAGAGAGACGUAGUAAAUCUGAGAGUGCUUUGAUUUCAUGGUGCUAGCUUAGCUUACUGCGGCUGCCUAGCUUGGAUCGCGAUCCAUGCAGGCCGCACAGCUAGAGGUUUGCUGUCUCGUGUUCUAGUUAUCUUGAUUUGAUGCAAGGCAGUGUACAGUGUUUGGAACUUCGGGUCAGUGUGAAUUCAAUCAUCUAUUGAUGGCGAGCAAA